This is a messenger RNA of Hibiscus syriacus, 1412 nucleotides long. Its product is annotated as probable serine/threonine-protein kinase PBL26. Bases 1 to 1260 code for a protein of 419 amino acids. The transcript has 5 exons. Gene Ontology annotation, biological process: protein phosphorylation. The record is from RefSeq and is a predicted model, not a curated record. Gene Ontology annotation, molecular function: protein kinase activity; ATP binding. Lineage: Eukaryota; Viridiplantae; Streptophyta; Magnoliopsida; Malvales; Malvaceae.
AUGGCUAAUAAAAUGAAUUGCUUGCCUUGUUUCGCUACACACAAAGGCAGGAAAGUGAGCGGCAGAAGGGAUCACGAGCCUUCCUCUGACGAGGUUAUUCGAUCCAGAGUAUUGUUUGGUAAUGAGAAGCUGAUUGAUAAAGCAGGAAUGGAGGCGAACCAAUCACAGCACGCGAGGAUCGCGGCUCAAAAAUUCAGUUUCCGAGAGCUAGCCGCGGCAACCAAGAAUUUCCGUCAAGAACGUCUGUUAGGAGAAGGCAGUUUCGGAAGAGUUUACAAGGGAACUCUUCAGCCUAAUGGCCGGGUGGUUGCCGUGAAAAAACUUGACAGGAAUCAUAUGAAAGGAUGCAAGGAGUUUCUUGGAGAGGUAGCGCGAUUGAGCCUCUUACAGCAUGUAAAUCUGGUUAAUCUCAUCGGAUACUGUGCUGAUGGAGAUCAAAGGCUUUUGGUUUAUGAAUUCCUGCCUGGGGGUUCCCUUGAAGAUAAUCUACUUAAAUCUGAUGACGAAGAUAAGCCAGAAAUUGAUUGGUUUACCCGAAUGAAAAUAGCAUAUGGGGCAGCUCAAGCUCUAGAGUAUUUGCAUGACAAGGUCAAUCCUCCUGUCAUAUACUGUGAUCUAAAGUCCUCCAAUGUGUUGUUGGAUGAAGAAUUCAACCCCAAACUGUCUGAUAUUGGACUGGACAAGCUCGGUCAUUUGGCCGAAUUGCAGUCGAGGGUGAUGGGAACAUAUGGGUACAGUGCUCCGGAGUAUGCACGAUCGAAUCAACUCACAACUGUCGCCGAUGUAUACAGUUUCGGAGUUGUGAUGUUGGAAAUUAUCACAGGACGAAAGGCCAUCGACACUACCAAACCGGUGAACGAGCAAAACUUGGUCACUUGGGCUCAACCCUUAUUCAGGGAACCGAAGAACUUUCCGGACAUGGCGGAUCCUGUACUCAACAAGCAAUUCCCGGAGAGGGGUUUGAAUCAAGCAGUUGCAAUAGCAGCCAUGUGCUUACAAGAAGAAGCCACCGCCCGUCCUUUGAUGAGCGAUGUGGUGACGGCACUGAGCUUUCUUUCAGCUGCCACCGAAGAGAAUAACAUCCCUCCCUCUCUCCCUCUUUCCAUCUCAUCUAGAUUGCAUAGCAUCUCAACCAGGCUGAGCAUCGAGUGCGGCGGCGAUGGAACCGAGGACAGGCUGGGCGAUUUCCAAUCCGAAUCUGACAACUACCAAAGUGAUGAAGGAAAUGAUUCUUCCCCUAGCCAAAGCACAGCCUCAUGAGAAAAAGCAUCUCUGAUUAAUCAUCAAUCAUUAAUAUUAUUAGCAGAAUAUGACAGUGACAAUGAAAUGGUUCUUUCAGACGAGCUUAAAGCAGAGUAUUCUGCCCGGGGGAAGGGGGGGGGGGUUCCAUUGAUUCAUUAAUGAUUGUUGUG